This is a messenger RNA of Knipowitschia caucasica, 3594 nucleotides long. NCBI's taxonomy places the organism in Eukaryota, Metazoa, Chordata, Actinopteri, Gobiiformes, Gobiidae. The record is from the annotation of a GenBank genome assembly.
AUGACUGAUGAGUUUGAUGAAGAUGUUGUGUUUGAGAAUUCACCACUAUUUCAAUACCUACAUGAUUUGGGCCAUACAGACUUUGAAGCAUGUCCAAUUGCAACCCAUGAAGAGGAGGACCUUUCAACCGAUAGAAAACAACAUUCGAAGCGGGGGAAUUUUUGGAGACUAGCCGAUGUCAUAUGGCAAUGGACUCCGUUUCACCAGGCUGUCACAAUCCAAAAUCUGCAACAACAGCUGGACAAUGUAUUUGGCCAAUAUUCUGUGCGAUGCAUUUUGGACCAGGAUGUCCUUCUGCAAGAAGAUGUGGAGCUGAUUGAGCUUUUGGACCCAGGCCUCCUCACAUUAGUGUCGUCACCAAAUAGUUUGGACAGCCGAGCAAGGACCAUUCCUAAGCCAAGCUUUCUUUUCAAACCUUCAAUCUGGGACCUUGUGGGGCUUGUAGGCCUUGCUGCAGUUUUGUGCAGUGUGUGCUCUGAUGGCACGUGGUCUCUAGCAGCAGUGCCAUGGAGCCUGGCUCUGCUGACCUGGGUUGGUCUGAAAGGGAGUGUCUUGUGGAGACGGGGACGCAUGCAGAAGGCCGUCUACAUGAGAGCCACAGAGAUCCAGGCACUUGUCCAUAACGGCAAAACAUUAACCGGACUGUGCCGUAAAGCACUCCGACUUGUCCAAGAGACUGAAGUCAUCUCCCGGGGAUUCACCCUGGUGAGUGCAGCUAGCACAUUUAGCAGGGCAACGCCAGGAACAGUGCCGCGUGGGCAGCAGCUGAUUGGACUGAGGAAGACCUUGUACAGGGUUCUCCGGUCAGCUUUCAGGGCCUCUCGUAGAGCUACCUGUCACAUGCUCAAAGCCUUCCCUCUGAAUUCUGAAAUUGACAAUGUAACCAAUUACGUUUCUGCGGUUCCACUGAAAGAGCUUGGACUGGGUCUGGGACUCGAGCACUUAGGGGACGAACAAGCCCAGGAGCUGACCGAUGACUAUAGCCUCCCUGCCCUAAAGAUGCUUUUUCAAUUGUGGCUGGGACAAAGUUCAGAAUGUUUUCGACGUCUUGCCCUCCUUUUGUCACCCCAACAAGUAAAGGAGCUUGAAGAAAAUAGAGCCAAAGAAGUACUUAUCCCUGCGUCCCCACUUUAUCAGACUAUUUCUGCAGUGACUGAACCUCUUCACCACACACUUGAUAACGCUCUCUGUGACAUGCAACGCAGCUAUGAUUUCCAUCGCCAUUUUGAGACACAGACAAGAGAGGCUGUAUCUCACAGAGCUGGAAGAGCCAAAGAGAAAUGUAGAGACCUCAACACUUUACAUACAUCUAUUCGAAGUCUGCAAUUGCAUCUCAAGACAAUGCUUAGCGAGAUGAUUAUUCUUGAAGAUGAUCUGGAAAAAAUGAUGGUUUCUGAAGAACCCACGGAGAGGUUAUUUGAAGCCUAUCAGGACCUUAGUGACCGGCUUCACCAACUCCAGCCACAUAUGCAGGCGAGCACAGGCUGCUGGGAUGACACCAUUGGCCAAUUAGGUCGCAUCCUGAAACGUGCUGACGUCAGUUCACGGGAUACUGAAGAUGCGAGGCAAUGUUGUCCACCUACGUAUGAUAUUGCCAAUCUCCCUCUAUCCUAUCCUAUAAUUCUUGACAAAGACCCAGUCCCAGAAGAAUUGGAAUGGGAGGCGUAUGUGUCUGACUCAGAUACAGACAGUGAAGAGAGAGGAUCUUGGUGUGAUAUGUUAUCUCCAGAGGAACGCGAGCGUCAGCGCCGGGAAAGAGAGGAAUCACGUCGUGUCCUGUCAGAGCUUAAAUCUGUACUAUGUUUCCGUGCUUCGGAGGGGGAGAGGAUGAAGAGGAAACAGCUGUUGUUCAAUGAUCAAGCUGCUGAGACACUUGCAACCAGCAGUGAAACUUCAGAUUCAACAGCUUCUACUCCUAAACCUACAGUGACCUUAAUUUCAGUGGAAUCUCUAGAUCCUGGUAGAGAAGAAAAGCACCUCGAGCUCACCAUUGCACACAUUCAAGAGGAAGAAAGAGAUGACGCAGCAGGACCUGACCCGUCAGAGACACCAGUGAAGGAGUUCACUUGUGGUGCAGAGCCAGGGGAAGAGCACACAACCCAGGGGUUACAGUUUGAGCUUCGACUGGCGUCGCGCACAGAACUCCCACAAUCCUCUGCGCGUCCGUCCCUUUUCGUGCUCGUAAUCAUGGCGGCCGUGGUGGCAGAGCGUGCUGCGGACCAGAAAGUCCCGAAUCUGGAGCUAAAUGGUCGAGAGGAGGAGAAAGAAGAGGCCGACCCGGUUGAGGAGACUACCAAGAAGAAGAAGAAAAAGAAGAAGAAAAAGGCACCAACUACAGGUCCUGAGGCAGAUGGCCAGGAUGCUGUCACAGAAGUGACCAAGCUGCUCGACAAACAUGCCAUUGAAGAUGAGGAGGGGGAUGAAGAUGCAGAUGAUGACACCUCAGGGAAGAAGAAGAAGAAAAAGAAAAAGAAGAAAGGAUCCAAAGCACAAACUGAUCCACCAUCUGUGCCAAUUUGUGAACUGUACCCAAAUGGAGCAUAUCCAAUUGGACAAAUGUGUGACUACCAAGUACCACAAGAUGGCCGCAGUGCUGUUUGGCGAAUGACCAAUGAGGAGAGGAAGGUCCUGGAUCAAGCCAAUGAAGAUAUGUGGAAUGAUUUUAGACAAGCUGCUGAGGCCCACAGACAGGUGCGACAGCAUGUGCAGGGUUUCAUUAAACCUGGCUUGACUAUGAUUGAAAUCUGUGAACGUCUGGAAGGCUGUUCGCGCAAGCUGAUAAAGGAGAAUGGGCUGAACGCGGGUCUCGCUUUCCCAACUGGCUGCUCUCUCAACCAUUGUGCUGCCCACUACACUCCCAAUGCUGGAGACACCACUGUUCUUCAGUAUGAUGAUGUCUGCAAAAUUGACUUUGGCACCCAUAUCAAUGGAAGAAUAAUUGACUGUGCAUUUACCGUCACAUUUAACCCAAGAUAUGACAAGCUCCUAGAAGCUGUCAAAGAUGCAACAAAUACUGGAAUAAAGAAUGCUGGAAUUGAUGUACGUCUAUGUGAUGUUGGAGAAGCAAUUCAAGAAGUUAUGGAGUCCUAUGAAGUAGAACUGGAUGGCAAAACAUACCAAGUGAAACCCAUUCGAAAUCUGAAUGGUCAUUCAAUUGGCCAGUACAGAAUACAUGCUGGUAAGACUGUCCCCAUUGUGAAAGGAGGGGAGGCAACUAGAAUGGAAGAGGGAGAAGUCUAUGCCAUUGAAACAUUUGGGAGCACAGGAAAGGGUGUGGUUCAUGAUGAUAUGGAUUGCUCUCACUAUAUGAAAAACUUUGAUGUUGGCCAUGUUCCUAUCAGAUUGCCAAGAGCAAAACACCUGUUAAAUGUAGUUAAUGAACAUUUUGGCACUCUUGCAUUUUGUCGACGUUGGCUUGACCGCCUGGGAGAAAGCAAAUAUCUCAUGGCCCUGAAAAACCUGUGUGACCUGGGAAUUGUGGACCCCUACCCUCCGCUUUGUGACAGCAAAGGCUGCUACACUGCUCAGUUUGAACACACAAUUCUGCUGCGGCCUACCUGUAAAGAGGUGGUGAGCCGUGGAGAUGAUUACUGA